AAAUGGCCCACGCGUUUAUAUUUUGUCCGCCGGUUUUUCUCGGAAUUUUCCAGUUUUCAAUUGGAAAAAGUACUCUAGAGUGUUCGGAAAAGUGCCCCGGUUCGAAUUAUGUGUUUAUUUUGUCCAGGAACUUUGAGUGUUCGAUGGGGGCCACAGUACAAGUGUUCAACUUGACAGGCCGGGAUGGUCGGCCAUGUAUGUUUCGGACGGUCACGUGACAGUUCAAAAGUGCGUCGCAAGCCGUGAGAUACACACACUAAAAUCCCCAGAUAGUUGUAAAUAGAAUUACCUUGUACAUAUUAUUGUACAAAAACAAGUUAAAAAAAGAUGAGCUCCAGUGGUCGCACUGGCCCCAAGGGUGGCAAAGGGGCGAAGGCCGAUAAAUCUCACAAAACCGACGGAGGUAAGGGCGGCGGCGACAAGGUGCACAACAAAGAAAACCACCUGUCGUCCAAAAACGAAGAACUCUCGAUGAAAGACAAAGUCAAACAACUGAUGGAACUGACCUGUCGUUCCGAAGACGAAGUCUGCCUGGCGCUGCACGAGAGCGACCACGACAUAAACACGGCCAUCAAUUUGCUCUACGAAGAACCGAGCACCGGCGAGUGGGAGACAAAAGACAAAAAGAAAAAGAAGAGACAAACUUCAGCUGGCGGCAAGACGGACAAAAAGGGCGACGAAGGCGGGGCCGACGAUUGGGAUGACGUCAUCCCACCCGCCCCAAGCGUGGGCGCGGGCGACGGCAAAGACUGGAAAGAACGCGGCGGACGCAACAACAGAAACCCGUCGCGUUCUAACAACCGCGGCUGGCGAGAAGAGGGCGGGCGCGGUAGAGGCGGUCCUAGAAGAGGCGGUCCGACUAGAGGCCGCGGGGGCGGUAGAACCGGCGGCCGGUACCCGCCGCGAGGAGGCAGGGGCGACGGCAACCGGCAACAACCUAUUGACACUUGGGACAGUUCCAAUACUUGGGAUAAUAGUGCCGCGACGCCAGCGCCACCUCCGGUCGACGACUGGGACGACUUCCACACUGACGAGUGGUCAACUGAAGAGUACACUGGUAGUCUCGUGGAAACAAAAGUCUUUACUCCCAGCGUUCAAACACCCAAUGACGUUUUCGAUUCUGCGCAGCAACCGCCUCAAGCCGAUACUUCUUCUGUCAAUAAUGUCAACGCAAAUGAUACCAGUUACAGUCAGUCUUUGGGUGGUCAAAAUUACCAGCCAACGCCCAGCCAACCGAGUCCGGUACCGCCUAUGGUCGGUACUUUGACUGCUGCGCAGACGCAGUACUUUUCGCAGUUGUCGCAACAGAAUAGCGACACUGUCGGUAAACAGUACGUCGCCGCUAGUGGCACCGCCUAUCAGGCGCAGCCCGGUGUUUUUGAUGCCAAAUCGAAUGUCCAACAGACUUACAGUAAUAGUACGCAGGCGCAAUCGUACAGCACGACUGCUGCGCAGCCGUACACCCAAACAACGACCAAUCAAAGUUACGCAACUGCGCAACCCACUUAUGCGCAGCCCACUUAUGCGCAAAACAGCGCGUUCGCUUACCAGGAACCUCAGGCGCAGCCGCAACCGCAGCGGUCGAGAACGCAACGGGCCCGAGUACCCCCACCUUCCAAAAUACCGGCCAGUGCCGUAGAGAUGCCGGGCGAUUUAAAUAAUAGCAGUGGCGUCACUUAUUUAGACGUACAAUUCGGAGCGAUGGAUCUCAUUGACAGCAGUUUCGAUUCCAGUGUUGCCGCUGUUAGUUUAGACAAUUCCACCACUACAGAAACGGAUUACGGCAACGUUGCAACAUCUAAAAAUAGUACUAGUAUUAGUACGGCGUUGUCUCAAGGGUUAUCGAAUUCUGACAUUCCACAACAACAACCUGCUUCUGAACAUUUGACUUAUAACAAUGCUAGGAAUGUUGCGCAGUCGUCGACUGCGCCGGUUGAAAAACAGGAUUCUUAUGGUUCACAAAGUGCAGCAGGGUACAAUUCCUAUAAUAAUUCAAAGGGGGGCAACAAUUACGCUUACGCCACUGCACAAACAACUACAAGUUCCUACGUCAAUAAUCCAUCGGUUACAAGUUACGGGAAUAAUCAGUACGCUAGCAGCGCCUCCUAUUCGAAUUCCUAUUCUUCGACCACUGCUCAGGUGUAUCAGAACGCUUCUUAUCCGGUCACUCAGAGCAAUUCUUACCAAAAUAAUCCGUCUAGUCAGUCUGUCUAUGGUGCUAAUACUGGCCUGAGCAACAACUCCAACUACUCAAGUGCUCAAUAUAACAGCUACAAUAAGCUGAAAGACAAUUCUUACGACACCAGCGCCACCAGUACCACAACGGCGCUGAGUCAAACUACUUCAGUUAGUAAAACGACAAACAAAAAUCCCACCAGCGUAAUGAGCAACAUCCCUCCCGGAGUGACACCUGUCAUGAGCACUCCUUAUAUAAUGGGGCAAAUGCCUUAUUUCCAACAACACCCGGCCGUUUACUCGUUUGAAGAUGUGCAACUACUACAACAAAGGAUGCCCCACAUGACCACGCCUUACUACGACAUGGGUUACCAGACACCGACGACGCUGGCGACGGUGCGCGGCGACCCGACGGCCACCGCUUUGGGCGGCUACAGCGCCACCGACGCCCGGUUUCAAACGGCGGGACGGGCGGGCGACGGAGCCGCCUCACCCGUACCGCCCGCCUCACAACAACAGCAACAACAACAAGCUCCUAUUUUGACUGCGACACCUGCACCCGGUGCGGCUACGCCCUACUUUUUCGCGGCUGCGCCUUACAACACCCUAGGGGCUCCGCCCAAUUACGCCCAAUUUGGAACAAUGUACACGCAAUUACCGACAGUGACCAAUGCCAAUAACCAGUACGGACCGAAACCGGCUACUUACGGUUCGGCGACCGGUUACGGCGCCUACGACGCCUUAGGCCAAUCGGCGCAGGACUAUUCCAAGGCCUCCUACGCUGUGGGAUCGGCGGCGGCGGUGGCGGCAGCGGCGGCGGCGCAGAAAAAUAAUUCGACCAGUGCCGGUUCGGGCGCCACUGAUUUGAGCGCCAUGUACGGCAAGACGCACGCCGCCUUGGGAAAAGUCAAUUCAUACGAGAAGCAGGGCUUCCAUUCCGGAACCCCGCCUCCGUUCACUGGAACUUUGAGCCAAAGCGCCGGUGGCGCCGCCUAUGCCCAGCAAGUUUACAUACCCACAAUGCCUCAGCACCAUUCAACAAUGGCCAUGCACCAGCCCUUGCAUCAGAUGGAUGUGAGGCACCAGGGACGGCGCGCGGAUUCCAGCGGCGGCGCGCAGAGGUCGCAAGGUUCGGCCGGCCAGGCCAAAGCGGGUUCCAAACAGGGGUACGGCGCCUCCUACUGGAACCAAAAUUGAAUUCUCUUUUUUUUAUUUGAAUUAAGACGAAAAAACAGAAAACUGCUUCGCAAUCACUUUGAAAGUUUUAAUUAAGCUUAAGUACAAUUGGUUAAUUGUGCUAUUUUUUUUUUAAGGGGCCGGUUUAUUCACCUGUCAGGUAACAGUAACUUUAUCCAAAGCUGAAUAAAUCAGGCCUAAGUUUUUCUUUUUUCGGUACAAUUUAGUAUUAUUUUUAUUUUUAAUAAUUUAAGGUUAGGUUUACACUUAGCGGAGGCUACUUUCUUUAUUUAGUGCAAUGCCUUUUGGUUUUCUAAGUGUUUGCGGCAGUGUUUCGAGUCAAUUUACAAAGUGUAAAUAAUUGAAUUGUACUACACACACACACACAUUGCGCCAUCUCUGGUUAAAAUUUUCAAGUUUAAAUUUUUUUUUGGGUCGCCCGAGGUUUUUGACCAUAAGACGGAACGUUAAGGGCCGCCGGCUCUGGCUUUUACGUGGCGACUUUAAUUUGUAUAAUAUAAUUUCGACAAUUUAAUUAUUACUUUUUGUAGACACCCUGUAUAUGUGUAAGUUUUAUUUUGUAUUUGCGCGACUUUUUCGAGUAAAAAAAAAUACACUACAA
Messenger RNA from Ceutorhynchus assimilis (cabbage seed weevil), 3973 nucleotides. The record is from the annotation of a GenBank genome assembly. Lineage: Eukaryota; Metazoa; Arthropoda; Insecta; Coleoptera; Curculionidae.